AUGACUUGCGGCAUCUCCUGUGUCGAUAGGACACUCAACAAAUCAUUCUACCAUUUAGGUAUAUGCAUAGCCAAGCAUCCGGGCUAUUUUGUGAUCAUACCUGUUUUGUUGACGCUCCUCUGUAUGACGGGGUACCAGCAGUUAAAAUAUCAAAUCGAUCCCGAAUAUCUUUUUUCGCCCAUCAAUGGAGAGGGUAAGGCUGAACGUGCUGUUGUUGAGCAAUAUUUCAAAGUGAAUUACACACAUCGUUUCAAUGUGGGACGUAUAACGAGACCUGGUCGUUUUGGACGUGUCAUUGUCAUACCCAAAGAUGGCGACGAGAAUAUGCUGCGUCGGGAGGUGUUCGAGGAGCUGCGAACUUUGGACAACCUCAUCCAGAAUGCCACGGUCUACUACGAUGGCGAUACCUACACCUAUAAGGAAAUCUGUGCGCGCUGGCAGAACGAGUGCUUUGAGAAUGACAUCUUGAACUUGGACGCAAUCAUGGACGAUAUUGAGUCUGGACAGCUGAAUUUGACGUUUCCGCUCAUGUUUAAUCCGGUUACUUGGGACGCACAUGCCUUCCCCGUGUUCUUUGGCGGCACAAAACUUACCGAGGAUAAUUAUAUAAUCAGUGUGCCGGCCAUACAGCUGGUCUACUUUGUAACGGCGGAUAACAAGCGCCAGGAUGCGAAGGGCGCUGAAUGGGAGGAAACAUUCUUGAGAGAGGUGGGGAAAGCUGAGAACUCUGGCAUGUUCAAGCAUAUAUCGGUAUCCUAUUUCGCCUCCCGCACGCUCGACCACGAGCUGGAGAAAAAUACAAAAACCGUGGUGCCCUAUUUUAGUUCCACGUUCCUGCUCAUGGGCCUGUUUAGCGUGCUCACCUGUAUGAUGGGCGACGCCGUACGCUCCAAGCCCUGGCUGGGCCUUAUGGGCAAUAUCUCAGCUAUUAUGGCCACCCUGGCGGCCUUUGGUUUGGCCAUGUAUUGCGGCAUAGAGUUCAUUGGAAUUAAUUUGGCCGCACCAUUCCUGAUGAUUGGAAUUGGAAUUGACGACACCUUUGUGAUGUUGGCCGGCUGGCGUCGGACACCUGCCAAGAUGCCCGUGCACGAGCGUAUGGCACACAUGAUGAGCGAGGCAGCAGUUUCCAUAACCAUAACUUCUGUGACAGAUUUCAUAUCCUUCCUGAUCGGCAUCAUCAGUCCCUUCCGCUCAGUCAAGAUCUUCUGCACCUACUCGGUCUUUGCCGUCUGCUUCACCUUCGUCUGGCACAUCACUUUCUUCGCCGCCUGCAUGGCCAUUUCGGGAUAUAGGGAGCGCAAGAACCUGCACGCCAUUUUCGGCUGCAAAGUGCAGGCCAUGUCGGUGGCCAUCAAAGAGAAACGGAAUUUCCUCUACAAGGCAAUCAUGGCUGGCGGCAUUAAUCACGACGACCCGGAUAAUCCCGUGGAUAACAAGGACCACAUGUUGAUGGCAUUCUUCAAGGACAGACUGGCAGCGGUGAUCAACAACAAAUGGUGCAAGAUAAUCAUAAUAUUGGCCUUUGCCAGCUAUUUGGUUGGCGCCUGCUAUGGUAUCACUCAAAUUAAGGAGGGCCUGGAGCGACGCAAGUUGUCCAGAGAGGACUCUUACUCCGUGGAGUUCUUUGAUCGUGAGGAUGAUUACUAUCGCGAGUUUCCCUACAGAAUGCAGGUGAUCAUUGAGGGCGCAUUGAACUAUUCCGACGUCGAGGUGCAACAGCAAAUUGAGAACUUGACUAGAACUUUGGAGCACACCUCCUAUGUAACUUCGUCGCUCUACACUGAAUCCUGGCUGCGAUCAUUUCUCUCAUUUAUGGAUCGAGCCAACGACUAUCUGAACGUCACCAUUGAUGACGAGCAGUCAUUUAUUGAGGCCGUCAAGGAGCAUUGGCUGUUUCCAGGCAAUCCCUUCUCACUGGACGUACGCUUCAAUGAGGAUGAGACGCAAAUUAUAGCCUCACGUUUUCUGAUACAGGCUGUAAACAUAACAGACACGAAUCACGAGAAGGAAAUGGUGCGCGAUCUGCGAAAGAUUUGCAAGGACUCCCCGCUGAAUGCCUCUAUUUUCCACCCCUACUUUGUGUUCUUCGAUCAGUUCGAGCUAGUGCGACCGGUUUCGUUGCAGGCCAUGGUUAUUGGAGCCAUCAUCAUGAUGAUAAUAUCGUUCAUUUUUAUACCCAAUAUAUUGUGCUCCUUAUGGGUAGCCUUCUCGGUCAUAUCCAUUGAACUGGGCGUAGCCGGCUAUAUGGCGCUAUGGGAUGUGAAUCUGGAUUCCAUUUCCAUGAUCAAUCUGAUCAUGUGCAUCGGCUUUUCCGUCGACUUUACCGCACACAUUUGCUACACAUACAUGACCUCCAAGAAGCGCAGUCCCAAGGCGCGAGUACGCGAGGCUCUUCAUUCGCUCGGUUUGCCAAUUGUUCAGGGCUCUACCUCCACAAUAUUGGGCAUCAUUGCGUUGCUUUUGGCGCAGAGUUACAUUUUCUUGGUAUUCUUCAAGAUGGUAUUCCUGGUUAUAUUCUUUGGCGCCAUGCAUGGACUCUUUCUUCUGCCUGUGCUGCUAUCGCUAUUUGGACCGGGAUCAUGGCUCACAUGGACGGGUCUCGACGAUGGAUGUGACGAUGAUAUCGAAAACAGUGAGAGUGACAUGAAGGCUGAGAAACCUUUCGCAAACUCCUACUACAUGCAGUAUCCCACAAUGGGCAUCAAUGGACCUUAUGGUUCCAAAGGCUUCUUAGGCGCUCCAUACAAGGCAUAUGGCGUGGAUGAGAAGGACCAGGGUCUAGGCACUUCUGGUGAGGAUUCCUCCGAGAGCAGUUCGAGUCGCUCGCAACGACGUCAACAAUUGGCCGCAGCAGCAGCCGCAGAGGAGAGCUGGCGACGCUCAUCCUAUCAGAAUAUUUUUCGGAAUGGCGCACAGUUCCAAGCACAACCAGAUCUCUAUGGCCAGCAGGUAACGGCCGCCGAGUGGCGGCAGCGCCUGGAAGUUCAUGAACAGAAGCAGCGCAGUAAGCAACAGCGUCGGCCGUACGAAAACUACGACAUGCAGAGGGAUCGCCGAAACUCGCACGGUGAUGUAAUUGACAUGGAACUGCAGGAUCCACCAACGCCCAACUCAUCCAUCGAUGAACGUCUCCGGCGAAAAUAUGAUCAGACCUUUGCGGGCAGUGGCGAUGAUAGCAGCUGUAGACAGCAGAUCGCCACGCAGCCGCCGCUGGCCAGUUCAUCGGCCAAGCGGUACCAUCGCCGUCGCUCCUCAGAGGACUCGACACGCUAUCACCAGCGCUGGCCAGCGAAUAUUGAGGAGCGUCGCGCACGACGCGGCAAUUCGCCCGGCCAGCGCCACUCAGAGACUGCAGCCGCCAACUAUGCCUACCGCACCUCGCCGCACGCCCGCGUGCGCUCAUCCUCUCAUCAUAAUCUGUACCAGCAGGGCAAGACGCAACAGCCGCCUACCUAUCAGUACGGCGAUUACUAUCACUGAACGAAUCGGUGCACAUGGUGUGGAUGGACUGUGACGAAGGGAUCAAUUAUUAGUUGAAGCGCAUGUUAUCUCUUGUCAAAUAAAAGAUUUUAAGUUUAGUUUAACACAAUUCACCUAGGCAGUCCAAAAUGCAGUUUCUCGUAUCAAUACGUCCCCGCAAAACGGUCCCUUUCACUGCAUAAAAGCAACGUGGACGUGGACGUGGACGGACGUCAUCUUUCAGUAGUUUCUGAAAGGGCUCCAAUCACCUUUUCACCAACUGCCUUUCCAUUCAAUAUUUAAACUAACUAGAUCUGUGCGCUUUAGUCCUACAACGUGCAUCAUAACCACCCUUUGAUGGUGCCUAAAAUGUAGAACCUCUGAAGUCUUGGAUAUUUUCGAUUGUAACCAAUUUGCAGAAGCGAACUAGUAGUCGCCCUCUAAAGUGGUGUUCAACUCUUCUUUACUGUUCAAAUGUUUUUCUCUUCCUCAAUACUCAAGGCAACAUUCAUUGUAAACCGAUUUUCUAUUCAGACAUUUUCUAUUCUACAUAUUUAUCACUUUAGAUAUUAGUAUGUGCGAAAGUUAGGCUUAGAUUUGUAGGCAUUUCAUUACACUAAUAAAUCAAGUCACACAACUUAAGGUUCCAUAAUACGUAUCAGCAGACAUACUAUGUUUUGAGUCAGUCUUAGGGUUUCCAUAACAUUUAAAACAAUUUAAUUUUAUAGAGAUUUUUAUUUAAAUUAGUUAGAGUAAGGCAAACCAUUCAGUACAGUGCGUGAAUUGAACAAAUCAACCAUUUAGCUAUAAAACUAAGUAAACGCAUUAUGUGAUUCUACACAAGCGUAUGUUUUGACACUUUUUCAAUAUAACGUCCAAUAGAUGCGUUGAAAAGGCCGGCGACAUGUUUUCAAUGAGGAUUGAAUUGAGCUAAAUUUGAAAAGCAUUAUUAAAUGUAUGUUCGCCUAUUUAUCAAAUCGAAUUUCUUGAGAAAGGAGAUUACUUAUCUAUCGAAUAAGAGCGUCAUGAAUAAACCAAUAGCCACUUAAGAAUAGUUACAUACUUACAUAUGUAUUUUCGCCUUUUAAGCGUGGGACAAGUUUGUAAAGCGUUAA
Messenger RNA from Scaptodrosophila lebanonensis, 4574 nucleotides. RefSeq names its product patched domain-containing protein 3 (gene Ptr). The transcript has 9 exons. The record is from RefSeq and is a predicted model, not a curated record. Bases 1 to 3480 code for a protein of 1159 amino acids. Gene Ontology annotation, cellular component: cytoplasmic vesicle membrane; plasma membrane. Lineage: Eukaryota; Metazoa; Arthropoda; Insecta; Diptera; Drosophilidae.